Molecule: messenger RNA, 3678 nt
Organism: Molossus molossus (Pallas's mastiff bat)
Lineage: Eukaryota; Metazoa; Chordata; Mammalia; Chiroptera; Molossidae
Gene: LCA5
Product: lebercilin LCA5
Exons: 8
Coding region: 230-2311 (693 amino acids)
Biological process (GO): intraciliary transport
Cellular component (GO): axoneme
Source: RefSeq, a predicted model, not a curated record
GCCCGAGCGGGGAGUUUGGUCCACAGAGAGAAGACAAGGAGGGGAAAAAGUGUUUCUUCUGAUUGCUAAUGUGAAUUAUGGACUACAGACACAUAGAGAAAACAAGUAACACAGACAUGAAUAUUUUCACCAGGAUCUAAAGACCAAAAAAUGCUCUUCAGGCUUGUCAUGGAUUUUUCUGGAAAAAAGAAUCUCUGAAAUUAUGUGAAUAGAGACUUUUUUCAGAACCAUGGGGGAAAGAGAAAGAAGUCCCGAUACUGACGAAGAAAGUAAGGCAGACAAACACCAUUACUGUCAUAGUUCAUCUGAUUUUGGAAUUACACCACAGUCUUCUGGCCGGUCAUCGCUGGUUAAUCCCUCCUCACCUAUGAGUAUUAAGAAAAAAAAUCCUAAAAGACAAAUUUCAGAUAGCCAAGUGCAUCACCAAGCCCCUAGGAAACCAAGUCCUAAGGGUCCACCAAACAGAAAGGGAGUCCGAGUAGGAUUUCGCUCCCAGAGCCUCAAUAGGGAGCCACCUCGGAAAGACAUUGAUCUUGUUACAAAACGGGUUCUUUCUGCAAGACUGCUAAAAAUCAAUGAAUUACAGAAUGAAGUAACUGAACUCCAGGUCAAGUUAGCUGAGCUGCUAAAAGAAAAUAAGGCUUUGAAAAGGCUUCAAUACAGACAGGAGAAAGCCCUGACUAAGUUUGAAGAUACAGAAAAUGAAAUCUCACAACUUAUUGCUCGUCAUAACAAUGAGAUUACAGCACUCAAAGAACGCUUAAGAAAAUCUCAAGAGAGAGAACGGGCAACUGAGAAAAGGGUGAAAGAUACAGAAGAUGAACUAUAUAGGACAAAAUUUUCCUUGCAGAAACUGAAAAAGAUCUCUGAAGCUAGACACCUACCUGAACGAGAUGAUUUGGCAAAGAAACUAGUUGCAGCAGAAUUAAAAUUAGAUGACACUGAGAGAAGAAUUAAGGAACUAUCGAAAAACCUUGAACUAAGUAGUAACAGUUUCCAACGACAACUGAUUGCUGAAAGGAAAAGGGCAUAUGACGCUCAUGAUGAAAAUAAAGUUCUUCAAAAGGAGCUACAACAACUAUAUCACAAAUUAAAGGAAAAGGAGAGAGAAUUGGAUAUAAAAAACAUUUAUUCUAAUCGUCUACCAAAGUCUUCUCCAAAGAAAGAAAAAGAACAUAUAUCAAGAAAAAAUGCUGCAUGCCAGAGUGAUUUUGCAUACCACUGUACAAAAGGAGUACAAACCAGUGAAGACUUCAAGCUACAAGACUUUCCUAUUAUACCACAAACAGUCAUGUGUUAUGAAAACAAAUGGGAACCUGAACGUCUUUCUUUGGACCUGAUAUCUCAAGAGAGAGAUGAAUAUGAAGAAGCAGAGAUUCUAAACCCAGUUGUGGAAAGAGAAGAAAAUUUUGUUAAAGAUCAAGGAAUCCAUGUUGUAAAACAAGAGGUUGAGAAGCUGGAGGAUGAAUGGGAAAGAGAAGAACUUGUUAAAAAGCAAAGAGAAAAGACAUCCGUGCUGCAGAGAGAAGAAAAGCCAGCAUUAGAAACUGGAAGGUACCAAAUUCAAAAUAUUGAUAAAUUGGAAGAAACGGAAGAAGAAAGGCUGAAGAGAGAACUGCUACUGGCUAAACUGAAUGAAAUCAGCAGAGAAGCUCAGGAUCCCCAGAAGAUAAAAUGUCUGCCUCUGCCGUUGCUUCCUGGUUUGGAAUCUAAACUGCACUCCCCAGAGAGAAGCCCCAAAACAUACAUGUUCUCUGAGUCCUCAGAGAGAUUAUUUAAUGGGCAUCGUCCGCAAGACAUCAGUCUUUUAACUUCAAAAAGAGAUGGUCGGAAUCCAGGAAGUAUCAGAAGCCCAGUCUCUCCAAAUGAUCUUGUAUUUGGCAGCUACGUGCCUUCAUUUGCAAAAACAUCAGGGAAGUCCAACCUACUUAGCCAAAAAAGUGGCCUUUUGGAUUUCCAAAGAAACAGUAUGGAGAAACUUAGUAGAGACGGUGUAGAUUUAACUACAAGGAAAGAGAGAAAAGCUAACCUGAUGGAACAGCUGUUCGGUGCCAGUGGCAGCAGCACUGUUUCCUCCAAAAGCAGUGACCGGAACUCCCUGGCUGCCAGCAAGGGAGACUUCGACCCUCUGAGUUUUCUCCCUGGGGACAAAAGCAGCAGGGGGAGAGAACAUGACGAAGAUGACUACUUCCUCAGUGAAGGAAGAAGUUUUAAUCCAAAUAGACCCAGAUUAAAAAAUGCAAACAAUAAGCCAGCAGUAAAAGCAGUUGAUUCUGUAGAAGAUGAAAUUGAAGAAGUAGCACUGAGAUGACUGACUAGCGUAUGCAUUUUUCCAAUUGUAAAUAUUAAAAUAUUUUAAUACAGUGUAUAUUACAAACACUUAGACUCUUAAUAUAGAAAGUCCUUAUUAAGGAAUGAUUUUAGUAGACAACUACAGUGUCAUACCACAUAGACAGUUUGCCAAGAACAAAGGAGGCACUUUUGAAUGAAACCAAAAAUAGAGCUAUAUCUUACUUAGUUUUGACUUUAUUUACAAAUAGGUUUUACCUCUUAAGCUCCAUGGGAAGUUUCACUCCAUUGGAGUUCUUAUUCAUUUUCUAUUUUUAAUCCCUAUUUAUUAAUUUGUAUUUAGCUCAGUGAGGAUAUGACCAAAAUAUGUUCAUUAUUGAAGGUAAAUUAAGGGUGAGAGACACUGUUGGGAGGUAUAACUCCCAGGUGGUGGAGAACAGGUGCUACUUUGGAGCCCAGUCUUUAAUGUAUAGGGGUGGAGGUUCUUUUCUUACAUGGCAGGGCUGAGCUACUUUUAAGUGGAAGCAACCAUAACAUUGGAAUUCCCUUUUCCGUUGAAAGAAACCGAAGUCAAGAGCUGCUCAUUUCCCAAUUACAAGUCUUGUUAAAUCACUCACCUACAACUGUGCUAACAUAGUAGGUUGAAUUCAGAAGACGUUUGUUUGCAUGGACAAUUCUGACAUGGCUUCCAGCAUAAUCAGUAAUCCUAGUUCUCUUACACUAUUUGUAUUUGAGAUUUCAUUCCAACAUAGAAGGAUUUUCAACUCAAUUAUGUUUCCAAAGUAAUAUAACUUGGAAAUUUUAAUAUAUACUAUUAAGAUUUGAAUUUACUGUCAAACCAAAGAGACAAUAUUAGUGUGAUACUAUUUGUACUUACAGGAUUUAUUUUAGAGCAAAUUUGUUUAAAGGCGUUUUAGAAAUGGGAUUUUUUGCCUUGCAGUGUAGGGUGAAUGUGUUUCUGUUGAAAUGCAUUUGCACUAGUCUUUUGCUCUUUGUAGCUCACUUCAUCUGCAAAGGACUUAAUGACCAUGGAUUAUGCUGGGUAUGAUUGGUCUUUAAGAAGUAGUAAUACAUUACCAACCAAGUAGAGUUUUCUGUUAACACUUAAAAUGAAGAGGGGUAGAAAUGGUGUCAGGGGAAGAAUAAAAAUGUAGAUUGGCACUUACUCUAAAGUGAGCUGGUUUUGUUAUUUUUUCACUCAGUAUGAUUUCUAAUGCCAAGCAUACACAUGAAUGAAGGUACAAGUGUUACUGUUUUAUCUUGAGUACUUGUAAAUGCCUAUUAUUUAAUAUAAUUUCAUAACUAUUUGAUAAGACUUUACCUGGUUAGGUCUCUAAUUAAAAGAUGUAUCAGCUAUCUUUUAAAUUGUGUUCCUGUCAUUUAUUGGGA